AGAGAACAAGUUUUCAUCGAAUCAUUUUCAUACGUACGUCUGAGGUGUGUAAAAAUAAACAUCUAACUGUCAAGGUCGUGUAUGCCAGUUUGUUUUUUUGACAAAAGAUUUGGUGUAGAGCACGAACAUAUUCCAUUUAUUGUCCACAUCCACAGUAAACAAAAAAAUCUUUUGGUGUACACAAGUCGUUUAUUAGUUAUAACUUGAUUUUUUCUGCGUUCGAAAGUCCAAUCCGAAUCGUUCCAAUUAAAAAAAAAUGGAUAACGUAAAAGCAGUGCAAUUUUCUUAUCAAUUGCUUGACAAAGACAAUACCGUCUUUCGGGCAUUUCUUUUCUGGAGUAGUGUUUUGGUUAUCAAAUUUCUACUCAUGGCUACAUUAACCGCAUUCCAUCGAUUUAGAACAAAGACAACUCCCAAUCCAGAGGAUUUGGGUACGUUACGGGCAUCUGAAGUGAGCAGUGGAAAUGACGAUGUUGAACGGGUUCGAAGAGCUCAUCUCAACGACAUGGAGAAUAUCUUGCCGUUUUUGUCGGUGGGCCUAUUCUAUGUGUUGACUGACCCGAACGAAAUGGUUGCUUUAUGGCUGUUCAGAGUGACUACCGUCGCUCGCUUUGCCCAUACAUUCGUCUAUGCAAUUUACGUUAUUCCGCAACCAGCACGAGCUAUUUGCUUCUUCAUUCAUUUCGCAAUCACUCUCUACAUGGCAUUCAUGUGCAUUAUCUACUUCAUUUAAACAAUUCUCAAAUAGAAGGAAAAACGAACAAAUCGUUGCUAAACGCUAUAUGCACUAACUUACUGCACAAAAAAAACACAAUCAAUUAUUAUACCAAUAUAUCGUGAUAAUUUCAAUUAUAAAUACAAAUUUGAAAAUUUCAUUUUGGUCAAUCAAUAAAUUACGAAAAAAAGUAAAUAGAGUUUGAAUGUAUAAUGUUUCAUCACGCAUUUAUUCAAGUUGAUAAAUAAAGAUAUGU
Messenger RNA from Sitodiplosis mosellana (orange wheat blossom midge), 971 nucleotides. RefSeq names its product microsomal glutathione S-transferase 1-like. Lineage: Eukaryota; Metazoa; Arthropoda; Insecta; Diptera; Cecidomyiidae. The record is from RefSeq and is a predicted model, not a curated record. The transcript has 3 exons. The coding region runs from base 257 to 733 and encodes 158 amino acids. Gene Ontology annotation, cellular component: membrane.